This is a messenger RNA of Mugil cephalus (flathead mullet), 5093 nucleotides long. RefSeq names its product latent transforming growth factor beta binding protein 3 (gene ltbp3). Bases 420 to 4250 code for a protein of 1276 amino acids. The transcript is spliced from 30 exons. The record is from RefSeq and is a predicted model, not a curated record. Lineage: Eukaryota; Metazoa; Chordata; Actinopteri; Mugiliformes; Mugilidae. Gene Ontology annotation, molecular function: calcium ion binding.
CAGAGAGGGUUGGCUCACCCCUUCUCCUCUCCUCCCUUCUUUCUCUCUCAAGCCCACAUACGCACUCUCUCCAACUCUCCAAAGCAACAGGCGAGAAGAAGAAGAAGAAGAAGAAGGAAGAGCGACAAAGACGAGGGCAACUUCAGCAACUUUUGGAACGAGGGCAACGAGAAACUUCCAAAGAUGCCAGACGUGUGGGUUUUGCAAAUGGAUCACCUGAGAACGCGAGGGAAGUGAUUUUCUUUUUCCUUAAGGAGAAAACAGGAGAGAGGACGAGCUUUUUUUCCGCCGCAUGAUUCACGAAAAAAAAAAUAAUCUGCCUCUGUUAACAAAGCAGGCGCUUUAGAGCUGGAGCUGAACCCCUCAGCUUGUGAUUUAAUGUCCCCGGGUCUCUGUGGAGGGCAGUGAAGGAUGCCAGGAUGCCCUCUCUGAUCCCCCAUCUGCUUGUCAUCUGGCUGAGCGUCCACAGGCUGGCGUGGUGCACGGAGCGCUCCUCCACACGGGAGCGCUUCAAGGUGGUCAUCGCUCCGCUCAUCUGCAAGCGGAUCUGCCUGAAGGGACAGUGUCAGGAUACCUGCGAGCAGGGCAACAACACCACGCUGAUCGCGGAGAACGGGCAGGCGGCCGACACGCUCAUCGGCCAGGGCUUCAGGGUCGUUGUGUGUCCCCUGACGUGUAUGAAUGGAGGAGUAUGCAGCUCACGGAAGCACUGCUUGUGCCCUCCCGGCUUCACUGGUCGACUCUGCCAGUUUCCACUCCAGCAGCAAGCUCAGGCAGCACGAGGCAACAAGCAGCCUGUGUACCCCAUACACCUGAAGCCAGACAGCCAGAAACACAUUGAGCAGUCUGGGAUAGGGCGCACGCAACUGACGCAAACCCACUCUGUUUUCACCGUACCCCUUUCACACCACUCAUCGGAAGUGCAGAUUAAUGUACGCGUCCACCACACGCCGGACACCUCUGUGGUCAUUCACCCUCUGGACCAGUCGGAUGUCAAGCUUCCUCACAAGACAGGGCCGCGCCCGUUCACUCCGAGACACAAACCAAAGGGUCGCUGCUUCCAGGAGACCACUCCCAAACAAGCCUGCAACAGCACCCCGCUUCCUGUUCUGACCAAUCAGGAGGAUUGCUGUGGCAGUGUGGGGAAUUCGUGGGGACAACACAAGUGCUAUCAGUGCCCCAAGCUACCGAAUGCCUCAGUCAAACAGACUAUUGUGGAGGAAUACGGCUCCACCUGUCCACAAGGUUAUAAAAGAUUCAACAGCACUCACUGUCAAGACAUCAACGAGUGCUCCAUGCAGGGCGUCUGUCAGAACGGAGACUGUUUGAACACACUGGGCAGUUUUAAAUGUUCCUGUAAGUUUGGUUACACAUUGGAGAGGAACCGAUGCGUCGAAUCUCCAGCUGAGCACGGUCAGUGCUUCCGGAUAGCAUCUGAGACCAGGGGCUGUGAGCACCCGCUGUUGACCCAAAUCACCCAGGAGAUGUGCUGCUGCACGGUGGGCAAAGCUUGGGGCCGUAACUGUGAAAGAUGUCCUCAGGUGGGCACAGUGGCUUUCAGUAAGAUUUGCCCUGCUGGAAAAGGCUACUUUCUUCAAAAUAUCAGAGAGACCGUCGCCUUUCCCCCUAUCAUGUUUCAACCCAACACGCCCAUAGAAGAACCAGAGCGAACGGAAACGACCACAGUGCAGCAGGCUCCCACUAGCACCAGAAGUCCUCGUGUGCCCGUUGUUAAGCCCACCCCUCCAGCAAUCGUCCGAUUGACCCCAGGCAAUGACCCCUUCGAAACACAGACUAAAGUCUUCCCAGAGACAGAUGAAUGUGGGCUAAGCAGAAACAUUUGUGGUCAUGGAGAGUGUGAGAACAGCCCGAACGGCCACAUCUGUCACUGUUACCCCGGCUACCGUCUCAACCCGCAGAGGAACAUCUGUGAGGAUGAUAAUGAAUGUGAGUCAGAGCCGUGCGGCCAUGGCAGAGGCCACUGUGUCAACAUGGAAGGAUCGUACAAAUGUCUCUGUCGCCAGGGCUAUAAACACAUGGUGCAGCAUGGGAGACUUAAGUGCAUAGAUGUGAAUGAGUGCGUCAAGCAAGACAUCUGUGGUGUCGGAGGCCAGUGUGUGAACCUACCUGGUUCUUACAAAUGUGAAUGUCACAGCGGCUUUAGGAGCAAAUCACACCGUCAGCCAGGCUGUGAAGACAUAAAUGAGUGUUUGAAUCCUGAGACCUGUCCCAACAAACAAUGUAAGAACACACCAGGGUCCUAUGAGUGUGUUUCUUGCUUGCCUGGUUAUGAGGCUCAGUCUGGAAUCUGCCAUGACAUAAAUGAGUGUUUAAAUCCCGACACCUGUCCCAAUGAGCAAUGUGAGAACACACCAGGCUCUUAUGAGUGCGUGUCUUGCUUGCCUGGUCAUGAGGCCCAUGUUGGAAUAUGCUAUGACAUUAAUGAGUGUCAGAAGCCUGGCAUUUGUCCUAAUGGGCGCUGUGAGAACCUCCCUGGUACUUAUCGUUGCCUGUGCAACGACGGCUUCCUCCCUUCUGCAGACAGCAAAGGUUGCAGUGAUAUUGAUGAGUGUGAAGAUGCUGGGCUAUGUGCUUACGGCCGCUGCAUCAACACAGACGGCUCCUUCCGGUGCCAGUGCUACCCAGGAUACCAGCGCACGCAGGAGGGCAGCCACUGUGAAGAUAUCAAUGAGUGUGAGAGGCCAGUGAACUGUCUGAGGGGUCGUUGUAUUAACAGCAUGGGCUCAUACCACUGUGAAUGCCAGAAGGGAUACAAACUGGUCGGAGGCAGAGAGUGCCAAGACAUAGAUGAGUGUGCCAUAGACAGAAGUCUCUGCCAGCCCUACGGCUCCUGUGAGAACAGGCCAGGCUCAUACGUGUGCCACUGCAAUCACGGUUAUAUCCUCUCUGAGGACAAACGCAGCUGUGAGGCAGUUCGAAUUCUGACAGAUGAGAAGAAGGAGUGCUACCUGAACCUCGAUGACACGGUGUUCUGUGACAGCGUUCUUGCCACCAACGUCACCAAGCAGGAGUGCUGCUGCUCCAUCGGAGUUGGGUGGGGAGAUCACUGUGAAAUCUACCCCUGCCCUGUCUCCCACUCAGCCGAGUUCCACUUCCUUUGUCCAAAUGGCCAAGGUCUCUACUAUGAUGAGGGACUCCAGUACAGCCUGCCUGCCUACCAUGAUAUUGACGAGUGUUCUUUGUUUGCUAAUGAAAUCUGUAAGAAGGGUCGCUGUGAGAACACCCUGCCAGGCUAUGAGUGUUACUGCCAACGGGGCUUCUACUAUGACAGCAACCUUCUCGAAUGUAUCGAUGUGAACGAGUGCCACGAUGAGUCUCUGUGUACUAAUGGUCGGUGUGUCAACACCGAAGGGUCCUACUACUGCAACUGCCAUCGGCCCUGGACGCCAGACACCAACAAGAAGAAGUGUGUGAUGGCAACAGUAGCAGAUAAGAGUAAGUGUGAAGACCCAGAAAACUGUAAGAAUGGCCACUGUGUGGACAUCCCAGGGUCGUACUACUGCAUCUGCUCUCCACCUUGGACCUUGGCCACUGACCGUAACAGUUGUGUGACUCCUGAGGAGCAGGCAGAUGUGAAUGAGUGCCAGGACCCCUCGUACUGUAAGAAUGGGAGGUGUGAGAACACGCCCGGCUCCUUUCACUGUUUUUGCGAGCCUCCCCUCACCUUCAGUGCAGCGCUGAAACAGUGCGUCUAUGACGAUCGCACUGCGGCCCACAAGGACGUGUGUUUCGAGCGCGUUGACGAGGGACUGAUCUGCAGCAUGCCCACAGACCACAUUGUGACAUACUCGGAGUGCUGCUGUCACUACGGCCGUGGCUGGGGGCCCGAGUGCAACACCUGUCCACCCAGAAACUCAGAGAUGUUCAGUCGUCUAUGUGAGAUGCAUCUUGAGACAGAGUCCGAUGGAGAGCAGGACUUCCUAGCAGCUUUUGCCAACUACAACCCAGGUGACAGCUCAGAAGAGGAUUCGCAUGAAUGCAGUUGUCCAAAUGGCCGGUGUGUGCGUUCCUACCUGGGCACCAUGUGUGACUGUAACCCAGGCUUUAGGCUAGAUCACUCCCGCACCCGCUGUAUAGACAUCGAUGAGUGUGCAGAACCAGGCGCUCGCGUCAGCCCGUGCAAGAACGCUCGCUGCGUGAACACGCCCGGCUCAUACAAGUGCGCGUGCAAGAGCGGCUUUGUGGCCACGCGCAGGCCAAACGUUUGCAUCCGUCGCAGAACUCUGUAAACUCUGUUGGUCCCAAUCAGCGCAGUACACACAAAUACCCCACACAUGCUCCACAUACACAUCCCUCUCUCUCUCAUACACAGACAUGGACCUGUGUGCAUGCAGCCAACCCAAAAGCCUGUUCUCACCGGGAACCCCAAAUGAAAUGUACAAAGCAUGUCAAUGUCCCCCUCCACCCCCACCCCACCCUUUUCCCCAUUUCACUUUUACAAAGGAGAUGAGGAAUAUGUUUGUUUAUUUGUUUGUUAAACCUUUUUUUUGUAAUUAUUGUUUUAUAACUGUUUUUGUAGUUUAAAUUGUGCAUUUCUGUGAUUUUUAUAUGGUUCUUCUUGUUGCAUCAAUCUAUAUUUGAAUAUCUGAUCUCAAGCAGCCUUGUUAUAAUAUUAAUAAUAAUAAUAAUAAUAAUAAUAAUAAUGUGUUUCAAAGAUAUCUAUUGCCUUGCUGUUGUCUUCAACCCAUGCAAUAUCUACAUACUAUAGUAAGGCCAGGUGAACUUAACAUGCUACCGUAUAACCCUUUACAUUCCCAUUUAGUUCAUUCUGUUAUGUCUAACUGAACCACAUGUUGUUCAUUUUGUUUUAUUGUACAGUUUGUUCAGUGGAUUGGUCACUGUCCUAGCCCUGUUUAUUUGUUGCUGUAAAAUAUGAGAAACCUUUUUUUUUUUGUAUAAUUUGACAUGUGCACCUAAGUGGACUUAACCAAAAAAAAGAAAAAUGUUCAUGCACUUAGGGGUGAAUAUAGUGGGAAUAUUUGCCAAAAGAGCAUUUCUGAUCUGUCGUCAUAGUUGCUGCAUCAAAGUAUUUAGAAGAAUCCAGUUUUAAUUAAAAACAGAACAGCCACUCA